UUUCUGGGUUUUGUGCCUCUUAGUGGGUUUUGGGUCUGUUUGGGUUUUUUUUUAAGAUUUUUGCUGCCCCUGUUCCUCUUCCCCUGCCCCAUUCCUGAAUUUUUUGACCCCCCCAAAUCCCAAAUUUCCACACAGGUGUCUCAGAACCUGCCGGGGAAGGAGGGGAGCACCGAGGUGCCGCUGCUCAGGGUGGGCUGGUCCGUGGACUUCUCCCACUCCCAGCUGGGGGAGGAUGAGUUUUCCUACGGCUUUGACGGGCGGGGGCUGAAGGUGGAAAACGGGAAGUUCGAGGAGUUUGGGGAGAGCUUCGGGGAGAACGACGUCAUCGGCUGCUUCGCGGACUUCGAGGGCGCCGAGCUGGUGGAGCUCUCCUUCUCCAAGAACGGGCAGGAGCUCGGCGCCGCCUUCCGCGUGCCCAAGGAUACUCUGGGAAUUUUGGCUUUGAUCCCUCUGGUUUUAAUGGGAAUGCCAGCAGUGGUUCCCUGGAAAUGCUGUGCCCUGUUUCCCUGGGAAACUGGGAAUUCUGCUGUUUGUCCCUCUGGAUUUACUGGGAAUCCCAGUCCUGCUCCCCUGGGAAUCCUGAUGUGGGUUCCUUGGGAAUUUGGGUGUCCCAUGCUGGGAUUCCCUCCCCUCCCCUCGCAGGUGCUGCUCAUGGUGGGGCUCCCGGGCUCCGGGAAGACGCAGUGGGCACAGAAACAUUCCCAGGAAAACCGGGACAAGCGCUACAACAUCCUGGGGACGGAGCGGGUCCUGCACCAGCUCAGGACGCGGGGGCCGGAGCCCGAGGAGCUGGACGCCAAGAGCCGGGAGCUGCUGACUCAGCAGGCGGCGCAGUGCCUUAGCAAGCUGGUGCAGAUCGCCCCCCGCGCCCGCCGCAACUUCAUCCUCGACCAGUGCAACGUGUACAACUCGGGGCAGCGCCGGAAGCUCUCGGCCUUCAAGGGCUUCUCCAGGAAGGUGGUGGUGAUCGUGCCCAGCGAGCCGGACUGGCAGCAGCGCCUGGAGCUGCGGCGCCAGGCCGAGGGCGACGACGUGCCCGAGUCCGUCAUGCUGGAGAUGAAAGCCAACUACUCCCUGCCCGAGAAGAGCGAGUACGUGGACGAGGUUCUGUUCGGGGAGCUGGGCCGGGACGAGGCGGCCGCUGGUGCUGCGCUGGAAGGAGGAGGCGCGGAAGCUGCUGCCGCCCUCGGAGGUAAAAACGGGGGAAAAUGGGUAAAAACUGGGGAAAACGGGAUAAAAUGUGGGAAAAUGGGAUCUGGGAACCGGCAGAACAAAUGGAACCAGCGGAACCACAACCGCGGCCAGGGCUACGGGUUCUGCCCCCAGGGCUACCGGAACUUCUACGAGCGCUACCGGGGCUACGACGAUCGGUUCUACGGCCGCGACUACGACUACAACAGAUACCGCGACUACUACCGGCAGUACAACCGCGAGGGAGACUACAACGGAUACCGCGACUACUACCAGCAGUACAACCGCGAGGUACGGCCUGAAACGGGACUGCACCGGGCUUGAACUGGGCUUGAACUGGGCUUGAACUGGGAGUUACUCUGGGGUUAAACUGGGCUUAAACUGGGAGUUACUCUGGGGUUAAACUGGGGUUAAAUCGCUGUUAAAGUCGGAGUUACACCGGGGUUAAACUGGGGUUAAACUGGGAUUUACACCGGGGUUACUCCUGGUUGU
Molecule: messenger RNA, 1683 nt
Organism: Ficedula albicollis (Collared flycatcher)
Lineage: Eukaryota; Metazoa; Chordata; Aves; Passeriformes; Muscicapidae
Product: heterogeneous nuclear ribonucleoprotein U-like protein 2
Cellular component (GO): membrane
Molecular function (GO): protein binding
Source: RefSeq, a predicted model, not a curated record